Messenger RNA from Histoplasma capsulatum G186AR, 801 nucleotides. Its product is annotated as CobW/P47K family protein. Bases 1 to 801 code for a protein of 266 amino acids. The record is from RefSeq and is a predicted model, not a curated record. The transcript has 3 exons. Gene Ontology annotation, molecular function: GTPase activity; nickel cation binding. NCBI's taxonomy places the organism in Eukaryota, Fungi, Ascomycota, Eurotiomycetes, Onygenales, Ajellomycetaceae.
AUGGCUACCCACGACCACUCACGGCAGCAUUCCCAUACACAUGAUGGUGAUGCACAUGGUCAUACACAUGAGAUCCUCGAUGGUCCUGGCUCUUAUCUGAAUCGGGAGAUGCCUGUGAUUGAAGGACGCGAUUGGAACGAUCGAGCGUUUACUAUUGGCAUUGGAGGACCAGUAGGCUCGGGGAAGACAGCAUUGAUGCUGGCACUCUGUCUAGCAAUGCGUGACGAAUAUAACCUCGCUGUCGUGACGAAUGAUAUAUUUACUAGGGAGGAUGCCGAAUUCCUCACCCGUAAUAAGGCGCUCUCUCCGUCCCGCAUCCGCGCCAUCGAGACCGGCGGUUGCCCACACGCUGCCGUUCGUGAAGAUAUCAGUGCAAAUUUACUGGCCUUGCAAUCGCUCCAGCGACAAUUCCAAAGCGACCUCCUCCUGAUAGAAUCCGGGGGCGACAACCUAGCAGCCAACUACUCGCGUGAACUAGCCGAUUUCAUCAUCUACGUCAUCGACGUAGCUGGUGGGGACAAGAUUCCCAGAAAGGGAGGCCCUGGUAUAACUGGCAGUGAUUUGUUGGUCGUGAAUAAGAUUGAUCUGGCAGACGCAGUCGGCGCGGAUUUAUCUGUUAUGGAGAGAGAUGCAGCGAAGAUGAGAGAAGACGGCCCGACGGUUUUCGCAGAGGUGAAGAGUGGGCGAGGGGUUGAGCAUAUCGUUGAGCUGAUUUUGAGCGCGUGGAAGGCCAGCGGGGCAUAUGAUGUAAGUUUGCAAAGGUGGAAAGGCGGGGCGGUUAGGGGAUCUGGGACAGUUUGA